Molecule: messenger RNA, 1612 nt
Organism: Uloborus diversus
Lineage: Eukaryota; Metazoa; Arthropoda; Arachnida; Araneae; Uloboridae
Exons: 4
Coding region: 79-1359 (426 amino acids)
Source: RefSeq, a predicted model, not a curated record
GGUGAGCAAAAAAUUGUUGAUGUAGCGGGUCCAAAGAAGGAAAGAAUUAAUGGAAAGGAAGUGUCUGAAGAAAAAAUAAUGAUCAAGGAAGAAGGGUUAUUCAAUGUUUUGUUUCAGCGUCAUACUGAAGUGAUGGGAAGUAAGGUAUCAGAACAGUAUGAAAAGGUUUUUAAAAGUAAAAAAAUUCCAAUUAAGACAAAAAUUUCUGAACCUCUUCAAGUUGUUCAUUCGGUAAAAUUAUAUGAAGUACCUCAAAACGUGCAGGAACGUAAAAUAAUGCAGAAGAAAUUGAAAGAAAUACAGCUGAAAAGAAAGGAGUUGUUAGAAAAGUCCAAGCAGAUGGGAAUGGACAAGGUGAUGGAAUAUUUGAAACAGAGGGAGGAAAUGACAGAUAAAAAGCUUAACCUGAAUAAACGAAAAUGGAAGAGAAGGAAGCUAUUAAAGAGUAAUAAAAUGGAACAAGAAGAACGAUUUUGGUGGCUGAAUGAUAAAAAAAGAACGUGCAUUAAAAACUUUUUAGUUGAACAAGUAAUUGAUUCUUGGAAUUCAUGUAAUUUAUCUAGAGAGGUCGAUGGUGUGCAGGAAAUAGAAAAUGAAGUCGAUUCUCAACACGAAUCAAAACAGAGUUCGACAAGUCAAAUUUCAAAGCAGAAAAGUACAGAUUUUUCUUCAGACUUUAAUGUCUUUUUGCAAGUCCCUUCAGAUUAUGAUGAGCAAAAGUUUUUCAGUAUGAAAGAGGAGAAGAAAAAUGGCAGUUCUGAAAAAGGACCAGUAAGCAGAAAGGAACCGAAACCCGCUCCGUCUGACAAAAGCAUUCUAGAGAGUAAGGGAAAAUCAGUAAAGUUCCAAAGGAUGAAAGAAACUGAUGCAAAGUCGUCACUUCAGGAGGAGGAAAGGAAGGAAUAUGUUGUGGCGGAAGAAAUUGCUGAGGACAAUAAUAUAUUAGCGGAUAUUGUUCCUCAAAGAAGUAGUGCAUCAUUAGGGGCUUCUGAAAUCUUCAAAACUGCAUUUGACGAAAUUCCAGAAUAUCUAGAACAAAAUGGGAUUGAAGAACUCAAAACUAAUGUUUUAGAAAGAAAAGCUUUAAAGAAGAUUGAUUUCCUUCAAACCAAGUGGAAUGAUAGAGACAUGGGUGUCAUUGCUAGAAAUUCUGUAUUUAAAUAUGCCUCGGAUCUUAAAGAUUUGCAUGAGUAUUGCUAUAGUGAGCAUACUCUGCUGCAGAGCGAUUACUGUCGUGAAACCAUUGGGGAUAUUGUCACUGCAGCAAUAGAAGCUAUAAAUGAGCAGAAGCCCUCUGAUCCUGUUGCCUAUUUAGCUUGCUUUUGCUUGAAAAAUAAACAUAAAUUUUCAGGAAACUGAAUUCAAAAUACAAAGAACUGUUCUAAAACUCUUAGAGAUCUCAAAAAAUGCUGAUUACUGUGAUAUAUUUGUAAGGGUAUUUCUGUUUCAAUGUCCCAAAUAUUUUUUUACCAUGGAACAGUUUAUUAAACAUUUUUGUUAUUGAUUUAUUAAUUUUGACGUCCUGUUUCUUUGUGAAUAACUUACUGUUUUUAUAGUUGGAGACUGAAGUUAACAAUGCUCAAUCCUUUUGUACCUGUACAUUUGCACUUUA